This is a messenger RNA of Prunus armeniaca (apricot), 183 nucleotides long. The record is from the annotation of a GenBank genome assembly. NCBI's taxonomy places the organism in Eukaryota, Viridiplantae, Streptophyta, Magnoliopsida, Rosales, Rosaceae.
AUGGCAGAGAUCAUUCGAGCGCAUCAUUGGUGGUGGCCAAUUUUGGCGGAGGAGGGAAGGGCUGAUUUCGGAGAUUCUUCCUUCUAUGGCGUUAAGGUCGUUCUUGGGCGGGAGCUGAAUUGUAUUGAUUUUGAGAUUAUUGCUCGUGGUAGAGUAAAUACUUGUGGUUCAAAAGAGGCCUAA